AUGGUGGAGUCUGACAUACCACUCCUGAUCCAAUCAGACUUCCGUCCGUCUCCCUCCAGCCGACCUGACCUGCCCAAACCACUCCCCGAAACGUGGCACUCGCUCACGGAUGGCCAGCGCCUCGCUGACAGCUUCGCCGCUCACUCUCUGUUCUCCCAUCACCUGUGUCACACGCAGGAGGAGCAGAAGGAACUGAACCCGAACGCGGCCGCCCUGCACUCGCUGCUGGACGCCUCUCUGAACCGAACCUACCACCUGCUGGCUAACAUCAGGGCCGUCAUGGACAACAUGGGCCUGGCGCCGCAGGAGAUCGAACCACCGCUGCCCUGCAACGGCACUGCCUUCGAGCAGAAAGUUAGAGGUUACUGGGUGUGUGAAGGGAGCAGAGACUGGCUGGAGAGAACAGAGAGAGAUUUCGCAUCGCUGGUGGACAAGUUACCCAAUUUCUGA
Polyodon spathula (Mississippi paddlefish) is the source of this 450-nucleotide messenger RNA. RefSeq names its product cardiotrophin-2-like. The record is from RefSeq and is a predicted model, not a curated record. The transcript has 2 exons. Lineage: Eukaryota; Metazoa; Chordata; Actinopteri; Acipenseriformes; Polyodontidae. Bases 1 to 450 code for a protein of 149 amino acids.